UGCAAGACAGAGCGUGAAUCGUGAUCAUAUUUCUUUUGAGUUGUUUACCUGGGGUUGUAUAAUUUCUUUCAUAUGGGUGUAUUUUUUUGUUAUUGACUGAACUGAGUGAAUUUUAAUUGUAGGAAUACAUGCACACACAAACACAUAUAUAUGAUUCACUAUCUCCAGAAGCUUUUGAAUUCGAAUUAUUAUUAUUUUUUUAAAAUUGUAACCGUAAUUUUUGAAUCUUUCUUCUUUUGCAUCAUGUGACUAGGUUGAGAAAACAUAAAAUAUGAUUGCCAUAUUUCCCAAGAUAUAUUUAUUUCACAGGAUGGCUUCCUACCACCAAUGGCACAUAUGAGCCAGUGUUGUGGCCAUUGUUAACCACGUGAAUGAAGACCCGUUGGCACCUUGGCGUUCUCUGCACCAAUCCCCUACUGAAUUGGAACACCUCACCCCUGGCUUUCUCUGAAGUCUUUAUCCAUCAAAGUAGGAAGCAUGCUUUGCCGUUGUCGUUCACCAAACAAGUAUAAGAGAUUGGAUGCGAAGCUCGAAAGGAAAAUGGUUGAGGCCAAAAAAGGCUCCUCAGGACAUCAUAAUUUCAAGUCAAUUGACAGCAUAAUUAUGGAGUUUCCUCAGCUUAGAGAUGGUUUGAAAAAUAUAAGAGCUGUGUUUGAACAGUAUGAUGAAGACUCUAGUGGAACUAUUGACAGAGAUGAGCUAAAUAAAUGCUUACAGAAACUGCAACUCCAUCUGAUGGAGGAGGAGGUUGAGGAUCUUUUCCAUUCAUGCGACAUUGAUGGCAGUGAAGGGAUACAAUUCAACGAGUUUAUUGUUCUUCUUUGUCUUAUCUAUCUCCUGAAGGGGCCUUCUUCCUCCCAUACUACAUCGAGGUUGGGCUCACCACAGCUUGAAGUAACUUUUGAUACCAUAAUUGAAGUAUUCUUGUUUCUCGAUAAGAAUGGAGAUGGAAAGCUGAAUAAGAGUGACAUGGUCAAGGCAUUUAAUGACCCCUCUCCUCGGGAGAAAUCUCCUUCACACAUAGCCCGGACACGAUUCAAAGAAAUGGACUGGGACAAGAAUGGGAAGGUCAGUUUCAGGGAGUUCCUCUUUGCUUUCAUCAAUUGGGUUGGGAUUGACACGGAUGAAGAAGUGCCUCAUACAGGAACUUAAACAAAAAGAGGACAGGUUGAAAUUAACAGGAUGUAAAGACUGAUGAGGUCAGAUUUCAUUUGCGUAUAUUCCUAAAGCCUCUCAAAUAUGUAAAGACUUAAAUAUUGUCUCUAGUAUUCAUCAUUUAAGAUUUCUUCUUAGGUGUUUGAACUUUAUGCCGUUUUAGGUGUUCCCUUAUUGUCUAAAU
This is a messenger RNA of Juglans regia (Persian walnut), 1339 nucleotides long. Its product is annotated as probable calcium-binding protein CML22. The transcript is spliced from 6 exons. Lineage: Eukaryota; Viridiplantae; Streptophyta; Magnoliopsida; Fagales; Juglandaceae. Gene Ontology annotation, molecular function: calcium ion binding. Bases 478 to 1152 code for a protein of 224 amino acids. The record is from RefSeq and is a predicted model, not a curated record.